UGCUACUACUCGUUCCGAUGAUCUCCUCCUCCUCCUCCUCCUCCUCUUCUUCUUCUUCUUCUUCGUGUUGCCAUUCACCUGCAAUUUUUUGGAAGCUUCCACGGCAAAAAGCCCACACGCCUUUGCUGUUUCCCUUCGAAUGCACACGUACUAGUCUAGUAGCAGUAUAAAGGCGACGCCUUUCCCUUUGUUUCCUCUUCCAUUUUCUUCUUGGUUCUGCUGCCUGGAGGCCAUGGCCGACUACAACCGCUACGGCUACAACAGCUACGCCUACGGCUCCACGCCCUCCGCGCCACCCGCCUCCUCCUCCUCCUCCUAUGGCUACGCCUCCCCGCCCUCCGCGCCGCCCAUGACCUCCUCCUCCUUGUCCUGCCCCUGCGAACAUGGCGGCGGCGGCGGUUACCCGUCCUCCACCUACCCGCCGCAGGCGUACCCGAUGGGGAUGGGGAUGGGGGGUUUCGUGUCCUUCCCUCCGGGGACGCACCCCGACGUCGAGCGCGCCUUCCGUGCCGCCGACCGCGACGGCAGCGGCUCCAUCGACGAGCGGGAGCUGCAGGACGCGCUCUCCUCCGCCUACCACCGCUUCAGCAUCCGCACCGUCCGCCUCCUCGUCUUCCUCUUCAACAACCCUGCUUCCCAAUCCCCCUCCCGCAUGGGUCCAGUGGAGUUUGUAUCACUGUGGAAUUGCCUUGGCCAAUGGCGGGGCAUUUUUGACAGAUAUGAUAGGGAUCGGAGUGGAAAAAUCGACAAAGAUGAGUUGAGAGAAGCUCUACGCAGUCUUGGAUAUGCUGUUCCACCUUCUGUCCUUGAGCUUCUUAUAGCAAACUACAACAAUGGAGUCUCUAGCCGUGGCGCGUUGGACUUUGACAACUUUGUAGAGUGUGGAAUGAUUGUAAAGGGUUUAACGGAAAAAUUCAAGGAGAAGGAUACGCGAUACACAGGAUCGGCAACUUUUUCAUAUGACGGGUUCUUGUCAAUGGUCAUUCCCUUCAUUGUCCCUUGACUUCAUCAGGUGUCUAGAGACCAGACGAGCAGUACAUUUGUACAGCCUUUCAGCUAUGUUUCUGCUUCCUAGUGGGUAUAGUUGGAUUUGUUUGUGCAAAUAGGCGUGGUGACUUUACUUGGCUAUUGUAUCCUGUGUACACCAUUUGGGUCUCUAAAGGCGGUUGUUUGUAAA
Messenger RNA from Oryza brachyantha (malo sina), 1177 nucleotides. RefSeq names its product probable calcium-binding protein CML48. Gene Ontology annotation, molecular function: calcium ion binding. The record is from RefSeq and is a predicted model, not a curated record. The transcript is spliced from 5 exons. Lineage: Eukaryota; Viridiplantae; Streptophyta; Magnoliopsida; Poales; Poaceae. Bases 233 to 1003 code for a protein of 256 amino acids.